Molecule: messenger RNA, 5505 nt
Organism: Hemicordylus capensis (graceful crag lizard)
Lineage: Eukaryota; Metazoa; Chordata; Lepidosauria; Squamata; Cordylidae
Gene: SDCCAG8
Product: SHH signaling and ciliogenesis regulator SDCCAG8
Exons: 19
Coding region: 746-2983 (745 amino acids)
Biological process (GO): centrosome cycle; neuron migration; tube formation
Cellular component (GO): centriole; centrosome
Source: RefSeq, a predicted model, not a curated record
GGGGGAGGGGGAAGGAAAAGAACGGAUUUGCAAUGCUCCAGAACCAGCGCAGUACGCAAGCGCCCGGCCGAACGGCUGAUGUCUUGCUCAAACGGACUCGCACUGCGCAAGCGUUGUAUUUCAGACAAUGGAAAGGGGAGAUACGAUGGUUGCGGGGAAGUGUUCCUUUUUGGAAAUAUAACAUGUAGUUAAUCGUUACGGAUCCUGGGGUAGAGAGACAGAAAUUUUGUCCUUCCUGAGUCAGUGCUGAACAUCCUAUAUUUUCUAAGCUGUAACUGACGCACCCGACUGAAACGGUUGCGUUAAGUCUGGAAACUGAUGAAAUUUAUUUGUUGUGGUUGAAGGAACAGCGCCUGCUGAAUAUAUUAUUUCAUUUCAUAGCGAUAAGAACUACAAAUCCCAGAAUGAAGCGCGACGAACGCUUAUUAGACGUAAUCUAGAGUAACGGCGCAUUGCAUGCUGGGGGGCAUAGUAGCUUUUUGUGUCCACGGUGGAGACGUGGAUGUCACCCGCUUAAUGGCCGGCAGCCCCUCCUUUGAGCGGGACGCAAAAAGGACCGUUUCUUGGUUGUCUAGCAACAAACUUCCUCGUGAGAAGCUCUGAAACCUCGGUAUUCCUGGGAAUUGUAGUCUCUUUGCAUAGAGUGGUCCUAUUUUGUCUAGAGUCACUCGGGAACGGGUCGGACUACAGCGACCAAAAGCCACUGCAGAAAACUGAGAAAGCUUUACUUCGCACGCUUCCCCUCAUGGAUGGCAUGGAAGGAUACCCAGAGCCGGUGGCGGCGACGGAAAGAGCUGCGGCGGGUAGUCCGAGACCAAACAUUGCCCUCUGGGGCGGGUCGCAGAGUACAGUCAUGAGAGAGGCCGGAGGAGGGGAGUCCGACUUGGAGGAGUCCUUGGAGCGCUAUCAGCGAAGCCUCCAUGACCGUGCCAGUAAAAGCAUUGAUCAACUGAAAUAUGCCUUGGGUGAAAAAGACCUGACAAUGGGAGAUGGGGCAGCAACAUUUGACCAGUUAUUUCCUAAUAACUGCCAUGAUGAGAGUGAAGAUAGAGCUUGGCAGGAACUACAGCACAGCCAUGCAGUUAAUCAACUUAAAGCCUUAUUACGACAACAAGAAACAAAAGAGAGUGAAAUGUCCCCUUCGAGGAGGAGGAGAAUAUCACCCUCUGGAAAGCCUAAAAUGGCAGAUCAGAGUUUGCCCGCUCUUUGUGAUCUUGUUCCCAUCAUUAAUGAUCAGUCACAAUACAUUAACCACUUAGAGGCUGAAGUCAAAUUUUGCAAGGAAGAAAUGUCUGAACUGAAAGCUCGUAUCCAUGUGGUUGUACUUGAAAAUGAGAAGCUCCAUGAUCACCUGAAAAUGCUAACCGUGGAGCAUACUUUGAGAGAGCAAACUCUCUUGGAUGCUUCAGUAAAUCCUCAAAAUGCCAGUGUUGUAGGUGGCGAGUAUUCUGAUGUUUGUGAAGCUGCCAAAUCAUCUUCCCGUACCAAUGAACAGACUAUAGCAACUACAAUAGAAAAGGAAAAAUGGAACCUAGAAUUGGAAAAACUAAAACGUCUCUAUCAAGAAAAGACAGAAGCACUUGAAUCUCAGGUCCAGUCCAUAAGAAUGGAGUUAGCAGAAUCACAAAAAAACUGUGAAGACCUAAGUGGAAGAUUAAAGCAUCAGCAUUUGCUCAGUUCAGCAAGUAAUUCUAAUAAAGUUGGUGGCCUUUGCAUGAAAUGUGCACAACAUGAAGCUGUACUUUCCCAGACGCAUUCACAUGUCCACAUGCAAACCAUUGAAAGGCUCACAAAAGAGAGGGAUGAAUUAAUAGCAGCACUUUCUUCAGUAAGAACAAAUCUAUGUGAAAUGCAGCAAAGGGAAUGUAGUGCUUAUGAACAGGUGAAGCAAGCUGUACACAUGACGGAAGAAGCCAAUUUAGAAAGAACACAGGCUUUAGUUCAGUGUGAACAGCUUAAAAAUGAGAUGGAGAGACAGAGGCAUCGUCUUGAAAAGGAGUUAGCAGUUCAGCUAGAUAAGAGAGCUGGAGAGCGAGAAGCAGUUCGUGAAGAAAUGAAUAAAGAAAAAGAGAAGUUGUCAUCCUUGGUGAUGUCUUUAUCACAGAAUGUGGCUGCUCUGGAGACUCAGGUUGAUAGGGUUACAAGGGAGAAGGUCUCCUUAGCCAAUCAGCUAGAAGAAGCUCAAAAUCAAAAUGCUUCGCACGAUAUGGAGAUCAAUAAGGUGUGUGGGGAAAUACGUUAUCAGCUGAAUCAGACCAAAAUGAAGAAGGAUGAGGCAGAAAAGGAGCACAGAGAGUAUAGAACAAAAACUGUGAGGGAACUUGAAAUAAAAGACCAGGUAAUAGAAAAAUUACAAUUAGAGAUCAAUGAAAACAAACAGCGUUUGGAACAAGCACAGCAGGAUGCAGCAAGAGCUAAGGAUGAAUGUCUGAAACUAACAGAGCUGCUGGGUAAAGCUGAGCACCAACUGCAUCUCUCCAGGUUGGAAAAAGAGAACAUUCAGCAGAGCUUUAGCAAUGAGGCAAAGGCUCGAGUCCUUCAGGCCCAGCAGAGAGAGCAAGAGCUGACACAGAAGAUGCAGCAAAUGGAGGCCCAGCAUGAUAAAACUGUAAAUGAACUGGAUUCAUUGUUAAGCUCCCAGAACAUGUUCAUCUCAAAAAUAAAAGAAGAAUGUUGCAUGCUGGCAAAGAAACUAGAGCAUAUUACAGAAAAAUACAGGUCUGAAAUCAGCCAGCUUAGUCAGGAAAAUGAAUAUAUCCAUGACAGACUUGAAAAGAUGCAGAAAAGGAAUGAUGAAUUGGAGGAGCAGUGUAUCCAACAUGGAAGGAUGCAUGAGAAAAUGAAACUAAGGCAAAUGGUGCACUUAAACCGGCAUUCUCUGAAAUGUUGCACCAGCUUGACAAGCAUUGCCAGACCACUGCCCAGCAGCUGGUGGAGUUGCUCAACAAACAGAACCAAUUAUACAAGGAGAGGCAGAUGCUGACAGAAGAGCUAGACUUCCUACGGACACAGGUUGCCUAGUUAGUUUCAUAACCUUAUGAAAUUGAAGGAGAUAAUGCCAAAGACACCAAUGUCUUUAACCUGAUCAGUGAAGCCAUUCUGAAGGCUGGCAUAGAGAAAUAAAUCUACAUCUUUGGACUGGUCAUUUAUGCAUCCUCUGUCAAAAUCAAGAUGGUAGUGAGCUAUGUUGCCCAGCAAAUGACAUAUGUGAGGCAUCACAUGAUGCAGGUCAUUCUAUCUUGACCAGCUGUAAGACAGAAUUUUAAAAUAUCUGUGUGCCACCCAGAAAUGGAUCUGCAGAACUUUUACAAGGGCCAUAAAUUGAAAACAAAGAAAAGCAAAGUGAUAUAAAAAUGUGCAUUUCUGUACAACUCUACUAAGCUGGAAAGCUCAUGAAAAAGAAAACAGGUUCCAUUGUGAGGAACAGCCAAAUCGACAGACAAUAAAACAUGAUCUUUUUUCUGCAAACAUUCAUCUUCAUAUCACAUACAUUUUAAUGCAUACAUAAAAUGCAUUAUUAAAUUUUACAGAUUUUUAUGUAGACAAGAAGAUCUAACUAUAUGUGACUGAACAGCAAAAUACUUGGAACUGAGGUCAUUAAGCAUCCUCUGUCUAAGCUAAGUUCUUGUGAUAUGAUAGAACCGGAAGUGAAAAGUGAUACAAAUUGUUUGGUUACCUUUCCAAGUCCAGGGCAAAUGACUUGGUGAGGAAGACCAGAACUGUUCAGCUAUAUGAGGUAGCUUUUGCAGAGUUAGUAAGUCUGUAUAGACAGCAUUAUGAGAAGAAUGGAUGAAAUGUAUUAAUGCAGAAUGGAGAACUUAAGUAAAACAGACAAGCUUGGAUCUCACAACUAUUGGAGAGCAACAGUGAAGAUCCACAGAUGUACAUUCAUCCACACUAUGUGAAAGGAUACCUCUCACCCUUUCCGCAGAUGACAGUGAAGCUCUGAGGAAGAAAGUACUUAUUGAUCACUGACAAAAAUGUUGACAACACAGUGAAGUAACCUUACAAAGAUUGUUAUGUAAAAGCCAACUUCUCCCCUGCCCCCCACCCAAUGGACCAACACGGCUCUCUGAAUUUUGAAGAUGUACUAGCUCUGAUUUAAGCUGCAAAAAUGAUUAGGGACAGGAGACAGCUGAGCAUACUAACACUUUUAAUUGACAAUUUGAGAAUGGCUGUCAAAUUAUAUCUCCGCCCCAAGUACUACUUUCUGUUGUGAAUAUGAUUCUUUAUGAAGCAUGCAUCAACAAUUAUUUCACAGAUUUAUAUCCCACCCUUUGAAGCUAAGCUUCCACACGGUGCCAUCCACAACAAAGAAAACACAAUAAAAUUAAUGAUAGAAACUAUAGAAAAGAGCAGAGACAGUACAGUAAAAAUAUUAAAAUUCAGAAAGCCUCAGUUAAAUAUCUUGCAGAAAAGCAGAGUUGUCAAAGCUCACUGGAAAAUAGGAAGGAAAGAAUCACUAAAAAAAAAAAAAAGUUCUGUCCCUGGUACUCCUCAAUCAAACCUGAGAUAAUGGGCCAGAGAGCAAGUCUUGAUAUCUUGAUUUUAAGGCUCAGGCAGGAUCAUAUGGGCAUAGGUGGUCCUUAAGCUAACCAAGUCUCCAACUGUUCAGAACCUUUAAUGUUAAAACCAGCAUUAUUGCUCAGCCAGCUCUCACAUGAUCACAACCUUUUUAUUUUUCCAAGUGUUAAGUACAAUGGGACACCAGACCAUCAAAGCAUCUCCUUUGCCAGCAAAUUUCAGAGUUUCAGUAUAUGGCAAAAUGAAGUGUGGUAACAUUACAUUACCUGGGCCUCUCAAUCUCAUAUAUGCAUGUGCUGGAAAUAUCAUUUUCACUACUUCCAGUGUGCAAACCUUCAGUCUUUGGAGAGAGAAACUUAUUUGUCCAGCAAAGAAAUUUUGACAGUGGCAGCACGGGACAACGCUGAUCACAACCCAAGCAAGUGAAACAUCUGGAAGUUUCUUCAAUGACUAACACAUCUGUAUCACAGCAAGAAACUUCCCAAAUGUUAUGUAAUUGCGAGAUCAGUAGUGCUAGACACAAUUCACAUUCACUAAUAGAGUGUACCUGAGCUUCUUAUUACAUUUGAUGUAGUCAGACUAGCAUUGCUAAAACACAAAGAAGGUUCUCUGAGUGAUCAAUGACAGCAGAAUGUCUAAAGAAGGAUGGUGGAGUGGUGAGGGAAAGCAUGGCUUUAUUCAUGAUAAAAUUUUCAGAAAAGUUAUUUUGAUUUGAACUCUGCUCUUUCUCUAUAAAGAUAUUUCCUAUAUUACUGCAUAUUAUAUCCUGAUUUAGGAUGUUGAUUUUAAUUACUCCAAGGAUUCCUCUCCAGCCAAAAGGAUUUACAUGUAUAAAAAGAUUUUUGGUUUCCCAUUGUUUUACUAAGUUGAAGCUCUGUAUAUUAUGUAACUUGUUUAUGUAUUUUACUGUUUAUGUAGAAAUAUGACAUAUUACAUUAGAAUAAUUGUGUAAAAAUACAUAAACCUGCUUGUUCUACUCAA